Molecule: messenger RNA, 1768 nt
Organism: Blepharisma stoltei
Lineage: Eukaryota; Ciliophora; Heterotrichea; Heterotrichida; Blepharismidae
Source: the annotation of a GenBank genome assembly
AUGAAAGAGAUUGGAGUGCAAACUCAAUCAGAAGAUAGCGCAGGACCUCGAGUUCUCUCUAAAAUUCCGAUUCCUGAGUUUGAAUUUCCUCAAAUCCUAUACUCUUCUCAUACUGUUCUGUGACUCCUAGCAGCUACUGGCAUACUUGGCUACCUCACUUUUGUGCGAGAUGAUUCAGAUUCGUCGUUAAACCAACGACAAGGUCUGCUCGGGCUUUUAUUAGUCUUUAUCUUUACCUGUGGCGUUCAACUCCCAGAUUCGGGCUUCUUAUUCCGUCCUCACCCAGCUUUCUGGAGGAUGCUUCAAGGCCUCGCCCUUUGCUAUUUCACGAUUUUAGUUUACUUUUUGUUGGGUAAACAUGAAUUUACCGCUAUGAGAUAAAUUACAGUAAUUUUUGCUAUAAAAAUGAUUGUAAAUUACAUUUUUAUAUUGUGGUUUUAUAUGAGAUUUUAAAGGUCAUUUUUAAUAUAAUUUACAUAAUUUUUUUCUUUUUGUUCCAAAACCUAGACGAUUCCAGACAAAUUUUGGCAUUUUUAGACCCUAAACUAGGCAAACCUUUACCAGAAAAAAAUUAUGCGGCAGACUGCAGAAUUUACACCCCAGAAAAUCCUGAGUCGAUGUUUUACAAUAUAAAAGACUGUCUUUUUGAUGUUUAUAUACCAACACACGCAAUUGGUUGGUUCUUUAAGAUGAUUAUUAUAAGAGAUAUGAAGCUUUGCUGGUUCUUAAGCGGAAAAAAUAAAUUGCAAAUUUGUUUUAUAAAAUUACUCGUUUAACAAUGGGAAAAAUUUACAGUCAUUUUAUAAAAAUUACUGCAAUUUUUGGCUUUUUAAAUAAUUCCUAUUCUUAAGCGUCUUAUUUGAAUUUUUAGAAAUUACAUUGAAAUUUCAGCUGCCGAAUUUUGCAGAGUGCUGGUGGGAUUCUUUAUUUUUCGACGUUAUUUUGUGCAAUGGCGGUGGAAUUUAUCUCGGAUAUCUUGUAUGCAGAUAUUUCCAAAUGAAAGAAUUUUAUUGGGGAAUUGGAGAAGAUAAGAGGAAUAAGACUGGAAGAUUUUCGGCGUUGUCGAGGUCUGCUUUACAGCUAACUCCUCACUCUUGGCUGACUUUUAAUUGGGAGAUGUUUGGGUCUUGCAAGAACUUUAUAACGACAAUAUGGUAUAUUGCUUUAUAUUGAAUUUUCUUAAAAAUUUCUUAAUAUAAUCUAAUAUACAAUUUUAAGGCAAAUUUUAUAUACAUUUUAUAUUAAAUUUUCAUCAAAAAAUAUAUUUAAAAUUAACAAUGAGCUAAUAGGCAAUUUUAAUGAUAAUUUUAUAUACAUUUUUAAUUGAAUUCUCUAUUAUAAAUUAUUUUUUUUAAAAAAAUAGAUAAUUUUAAGAAAAAUUGUAUAUAUCAUUUUUGUCAAUCUGGUCGACCUCAGCAAUUUUUACCUGAAAUUCAUCUUGUGGGUCCCAUCAUCUCAUUGGGUGCUUAUUAUUAGAGUCUUUUUUGUAGCGUUUUAUGCAAUAGUCUCCACAGCUGAGUACUUUGAAUAUGUUUCUUCAGGGUUCAAGACAAGACUUGGCGCAAAUUGUUGGCUGGCACAUAUGAUUGUGUUCACUGAGUGGAUGAUUAUCCUUAAGCAUUCUCAAGGAAUGUUCCUAGACCCGAUGCCUUAUUGGCUACAAAUUGUAUGGACAGGAAUCGGGUGCUUUGUGGUGUCAAGCGCUUUGUGCUUGUUUUAUUCAGAUAUCAGCAAGAAAAACUCUAAUAAAAUUAAAUCAGUUCAGUAG